Dioszegia hungarica is the source of this 840-nucleotide messenger RNA. RefSeq lists its product as uncharacterized. The transcript is spliced from 7 exons. Gene Ontology annotation, molecular function: oxidoreductase activity, acting on NAD(P)H, oxygen as acceptor. The coding region runs from base 1 to 840 and encodes 279 amino acids. The record is from RefSeq and is a predicted model, not a curated record. Gene Ontology annotation, cellular component: intracellular anatomical structure. Lineage: Eukaryota; Fungi; Basidiomycota; Tremellomycetes; Tremellales; Bulleribasidiaceae.
AUGGCGCUCUCCAUCGACUACACAGGGAAGCUCGUUUUGAUCACAGGCGGAGGGCGAGGGAUUGGGCUAGGUAUCACCAAGGCUUUCGCUAGCGCUGGCGCAGACUUGGCCAUCACCUAUACAAGCCAGGACUCUACCUCACUCGCUGCUGAUCUAUCCAAGAAAUACGGCGUCUCGAUCCGCGCUUUCAAGUGCAACGUGACCAAAUCAGCCGAGAUCGAUGCGAUGAUCCAGGAGGUCGAGGCGAGCUGGGGCAAGAAGAUCGAUAUGGCAGUAGCCAACGCGGGGAUCAGCCAGUGGAAACAGACUAUUGACAGUACUGAUGAGGAUAUUGAGAAGAUGUUCGCUGUCAAUACGCUCGGACCUUUUUACCUGUCGAGGAGCCUAGCACGGUCGUGGCUCGACCUCCCGGUCUCCGUCGGACCAGACACGGUCGAUGUGUCAGAGCUGAAGGGCAAGAAGCUCGACAAGCAGAUCUUGUUCGUAUCGAGUAUCAGCGGGCUGGUAGCGAUGAGCCCGCAACGACAGGCAGCAUAUAAUGCGAGUAAGGGGGGAUUGACCAUGCUAGCUAAGUCACUGGCUCAGGAAUGGGCGCACAUAGGGAUCUACGUCAACGCUAUAUCACCAGGCUACGUUGCGACAGACAUGCUCGGAAAUGCUGCGAACGAGAAGGAGGCCGCAUUCCCAAAAGAAUGGGACUUCAGGACACCGGUCGGACGCUUCGCUACGCCCGAAGAAACGGGCGAAUUCAUCGCGGUAUUGAUGUCAAGAUACCAAGGCGGCGGAGGGUUUAUGACUGGGUCAGAUGUAGUGUAUGAUGGUGGUUACACAACUUUAUAG